CUUGUAUGUCCAGAUGUACAGUUAAAGAACUCCGGUGCCGGAAUCUGACGCUUGAUGUGACAGGUUCUGGUCCACUUUCCCAAGACUCAAACAGAUAUAAAGCAGACGCAAUUAUCGCAGAGAAACGAAAGGCAGAGAGAGAGAGAGGGGUCCCUCGCGGAAACUCCGUUCCGUAUCAGCCCAAAUUCCGUUCCGUUCGCCACGUCACCAGACCUGAUUUCUUUAUUCUUAUCGGGUUUCCGUCCUUUCAGAUUUCACGGAAUUCGCUCCCGUCAUAGAUCCGCCUUUAAAUAGAAAGAUCUGCUCUUUCUUUCUCGCUCGCGGAAAUGAGGACUUCUGAGAUCUCAGAGAAAUCAGAGAAAUCUCAGCCGUUGAUCCCCGGUCUACCCAACGAGAUCGCAGAGCUCUGCCUCCUGCAUCUUCCCUUCCCGAACCAGACACUCGCUAGCUCUGUUUCCGUUUCCUGGAACAGAGCAAUCUCGAAUCUCUUCCUUCUAUCGAAGAAGAAUCUCAGUGUCUCUCUCCCUUUCAUCUUCGUCUUUGCUUUCCACAAACCAACGGGCAAGAUCCAAUGGCAAGCCUUCGACCCUCGAUCCCGCCGUUGGUUCGUCCUCCCACCCAUGCCCUGCGCCAUGCCCAUCUGCCCGCCAGGGUUCGCGUGCGCUACGAUCCCGCACCAGGGCGCGCUCUUCGUCCUCGGCGGGAUGCGGUCCGACACCGAAAAGCCGUUACAUAGCCUCGUGUCGUAUCGGGCCAGCACGAAUUCGUGGUCUGUCGGGCCACCGAUGCGAACGCCGCGGUCGUUCUUCGCGGCCGGGAGCAUUGGAGGGAGGAUCUUCGCCGUCGGUGGUAGCGGGGUCUCCGAAAACCUCGUUUCGGUCGAGCGCUACGAUCCGGAGCAGGGGAGCUGGGCCCCAGCUGCUAACAUGCGCAGCGGGUUGGGGCGUUACGACGCGGCGGUGGUGGGGAAUAAGAUGUACGUCACCGAGGGGUGGGCCUGGCCGUUCACCUUCUUGCCACGUGGCGCGGUCUACGACGCCGAUGCGGACACGUGGAACGAGAUGGAUGCGGGUUUGAGGGAGGGUUGGACAGGUGUCAGCGUUGUAUUGGAGGGGAGGCUGUUCGUAAUCUCGGAGCACGGGGAUUGGAAGUUGAAGGUAUACGUGCCCGAGGACGACACGUGGCGGUACGUGAUUGGCAAGGGAGUGCCACGCGAGCUGCGUAAGCCGUUUACGGUUAGUGGGGUGGAGGGAAGGAUUUACGUGGUGGCUCGCGGGUUGGAUGUGGCGAUUGGGAGGGUGGUGGAAAUAAACGGUGGAGAUUGGACGGUAGAUUGGGAGGUCGUGGCGGGCCCCACCGCUUUUGAGGAUUUUGCUCCGUCAAAUUCUCAGGUGCUCUACGCUUGAGAUUGGAUGGGUUGUUUUGCCUAACCCAAAUGCUUGGGGUUGUGAUUUUAAUACACCGAAGCUCGGUGUAUAACCAUCUCCACCGUCGAAUUGUUAGAGAUGCUCAUGACUGCCGUCCGAUCGUCGGAUCGGUUGUACGUGAUUGAUUGACAGCCCUUGAUCAAGCGUUUUUUUUUUUUUUUAAUUACUUUAGAUGAUGGUGUUGUGUUUGACAUGUCAUAUAUCAUAAUAGAAGGCUAUGAUCUUUCAAUGCUGUAUACCAAGCUUUUUGAUGUAUGAAAUAUAAUAAUCCAUCUCCAGUUAGUUAGCGUGGCGUCA
Molecule: messenger RNA, 1724 nt
Organism: Magnolia sinica
Lineage: Eukaryota; Viridiplantae; Streptophyta; Magnoliopsida; Magnoliales; Magnoliaceae
Product: F-box protein AFR
Exons: 1
Coding region: 327-1406 (359 amino acids)
Molecular function (GO): protein binding
Source: RefSeq, a predicted model, not a curated record